Messenger RNA from Xiphias gladius (swordfish), 3207 nucleotides. RefSeq names its product TGF-beta activated kinase 1/MAP3K7 binding protein 1 (gene tab1). NCBI's taxonomy places the organism in Eukaryota, Metazoa, Chordata, Actinopteri, Istiophoriformes, Xiphiidae. The record is from RefSeq and is a predicted model, not a curated record. Gene Ontology annotation, biological process: protein dephosphorylation. Gene Ontology annotation, cellular component: cytosol. The transcript is spliced from 11 exons. Gene Ontology annotation, molecular function: protein serine/threonine phosphatase activity. The coding region runs from base 287 to 1807 and encodes 506 amino acids.
AUGCUGCCUCAACGUGCGGUCGGAAAUUUAGUUGAGCAAUGGUGAACCAGAGUGAUUGGUAAAUCUACCGCCACAAGACGCCAGGAGAGAAUACGCUUAGAAGGGAGCAUGAAAUCCGCGUCAAAAACCUGAUCCAAAAAAGAUUAGGUCGGUGAUGUUGGAAUGAACUGAGGGGAAAAAGGUACAAUUCUAUUAUUAGAGUUCAGCUAAGUAACGGUGAAUUGUCACGGUGGCCACGAAUUUGGAACUUGCGAUGAAUCCGUGAAGGCAACGACCCCCGUCCAACAUGGCGGCCCAGCGAAGGAAUUUAAUGCAGAGUCAUCAGAGCUGGACAGAUGACCUGCCGCUGUGCCAGAUGUGUGGGGUUGGCACGGCCCCCAACUGCGUGUACAGUCCUGACGGUAAAGGAACUCAGAGCCAUCCCAACGAGGAUGGACACUUCAGGUUCCGAGGCGAGGAUGGCUGUUUCCUGUAUGGGGUUUUUAACGGUUAUGAUGGCAGCAGAGUGGCCAGUUUUGUCUCCCAGUGUCUGACAGCUGAACUGCUACUAGGACAGCUCAACUCCAAUCACACAGACAGCGACGUCCGCAGGAUCCUCACUCAGGCGUUCGAUGUGGUGGAGAAGAGCUAUUUUGAGACAAUAGAUGAUGCUCUGGCUGAGAAGGCUCACCUGUCCAACUUCGUCCUGCCACUCAAUGAGAAUGUUUCAUUCCAUCAGCUUUCUCCUCAGAGUCAGAAGAUGCAGGAGCGUCUUAAGGAGCUGGAGCAGGAGGUGUCAGGAGGGGCUACAGCCGUGGUGGCACUGAUCCUCAACAACAAGCUCUACAUCGCCAAUGUUGGUACCAACAGGGCACUGCUAUGUAAAUCCAGCAGCGAUGGCCAGAACCAGGUUCUCCAGAUAGGCCGUCCACACAGUACCGACAACGAGGACGAGCUACAGAGACUGGCUGCUCUGGGUGUGGAUAUAGCUCGUGUGAGGCAGGCAGGGCAGAUAGCGGGACAGAGUAGCACCCGGAGGCUUGGAGACUACAGGGUCAAAUUCAACUACAAUGAAAUUGACCUGCUCAGUGCGGCCAAGACAAGGCCAAUCAUCGCAGAGCCAGAGAUUCAUGGCAGCCAGUCUUUGGACAGCGUGACGGGCUUCUUGUUGCUCAUGUCAGAAGGUAUAAUCAAUGCCCUUGAGUCCGCCCACGGCCCCGAUCAGGCCAAUCAGGAAAUCGUUGCCAUGGUAGCAGCAGAGCUGGCCCUGCAGACCAGUCUGGAGGCAGUGGCUCAGUCAGUGGUGGAGCGCGUCAAACGGCUGCACCACGAUGUCUACGUGUCUGGCCGUCAGAGAGCGACCUACUGUUCUCGGCACGAGGACAUGACCCUGCUCAUCCGCACGCUCAACUACCCGCUGGCUGAUGGAGUGCUCACGCCCACACAGGGUGGCCGUAUCUACCCUGUGUCUGUGCCCUACUCCAACAGUCAGAGCACCAGUAAAACGAGUGUCACCCUCUCACUGGUCAUGCCCUCCCAAAGUACCCUCACCAAUGGAACCAACACUGCCUCCACUUUAGAGGAAGGCACCCCCACACCAGGCAGUCAGAGCCCAACAGCCACCCUCCAGUCCACCAACACCCAGACACAGAGCUCCAGCUCCAGCUCGGGAGAUGGGAGUCUGUUCCGCCAGAGAGGCAGUCAGGCAGCGCAGCCUGACGAGACGGGCAGAGUUCCGCCGUACGUGGACUUCAGUAUAUUUUACCGCCUGUGGGGAAGUGACCACAGUGAUGGCCAGAGCACCCAGGGAGGACUUGGACCCCAGUGAUGAGGAUGAGGACGAGGAGGAUGCUGGGCGCCAGUUGGAAAGAGGCAGACUGGGAUUUCUGGCAGCAAGGAGGCACAUGGAUUGUGAAGGGAGCGCGAAUUUAAGAGGUGGUUGGGGUAACCGAUGAAAUGCUAUUAAUGUAUCAUAACUCAAAAAUAAGUGACCCAAAGGUGCAUGGGGACGCAUGGAGGAAGGACAGGGGUUUUCAAGGUCUUGUUAUCAAAGAACUGUGAAGCCAGUGUGGGAAGGAAUGAUCCCUAAAAGAGGGAGAAAAUGGUGUCACUGCGCACCAUAAAACAAUCUUUGCUCUUCCCUAAUAGAUGCUGGUCAUGAGCGAUUGUGGAUAUAUGUAAUCGAGAUUGUAGCUGUUUUUUUUUUUUUUUUUUUUCUUCAAAUGUAAAAACAUAUAUCAGCAAAACAGGAAUCUCAUAGACCUGGGAAUUUGUGGAGCUGAGAAUGACUUCACACUGUAAGGCCUUAAAAUUGAAUGAAUGGAUGUGUUUGAAAGUACUUUUUUAUUUGUAAUGAAAUAUAUCACCUAAAUGAAUCAGUAGACUCUCUGGGCGUCUCUUCAUAUCAACACUCAAAACACUUAUUUGACAUAUUUGACCAUGUCACGUGGAUGGUAUGACAUCACCUGCGGUGACAGGUGGUAACAUAAGAUGGAUUUUGAUAAUACACUCCCAUUCUAAUUUCAUUUUAAAUGACACAGGUAUUUGGGCCUGUGGAGGGGCAGCAAAGCACCUUGCCAGUAAUUCAUCUGAACAAGAGGCACUCCUCUGUACAGCUCCACUUUCAGGCAAACGAUAAUGGUUAAAACUGGAAGCACAUUCAAUUUUAUUCAGAAGAUGAUGAAGUGCAAAGAAUGAGCCUCAAGCUACCCUUAUCUGCCAAAACAUUAAAACUGGUAACUGGUUUUAAUGUUGUGGCUGAUCGGUCUAAUCCUUUUUUCUUAAAAAAAAAAUGAACUAACCCUUACACUAAAAGUCUUGUAAAAACUGUAUCUUCCAAGAAUGAAGGCAAGAAUAAUCGUGCUGUCCGCGUAUUUUUGAAAAUAUACAAUUUCAGUGUUUCGGUAAGCUCUAAAUUCCAAUGCUAAAAAACAACAGAAUAGUUCAGUUUCAUGAGAUGGCAUGAGGAGUCUGAUCCUAACAACCAAGACGCUGAGUCUGGGGGUUUUCAGGUGUCAACAGUGAGCAAUUUUAGUGGCGAGCUAAAAUGUACAACGGCUACAAUUUUAAUUCCUUGAGUAUGAGGCACGGCCUGUUCUUUAAACAUGACAAGGAAGAGGAUGGGAAAAGGACUUCCCUGACACCUCGGGCAGUAUGGUAUUGAUAGAUGGGGAGAAUGGAGACUUGAGCACCUGCCGAUUGUGUUCGUAACGCAGUCGGGUAAAAAUA